CAACUAGAAUCCUCAUCAUAAACAAAAUGAAAACCAAAGUUAUCUCAAUAAUGGUUUCCUUUAUUUUUGUUGUUGUGCUAAUUGCUACUCCUCAUUCCGUUGCUGACAAUAUAUUCAUGCCUAGCGAGUUUGAAGAAGAGUUGAGUGUAAUAGGUGAUAAUGAAGUUGAACAACUUUUGGAGUCAUCAAAUUGGUUAAGUAGAAGAAAAACUAGUGUUGUAAGUGUGGAUAGUUUUGGUGCAGUCGGAGAUGGAACUACUGAUGAUACCCAGGCCUUUCUAAGUGCAUGGAACAGAGCUUGUACUACACACAAAUCGGUUUUCCUUGUGCCGAAAGGACGAAGUUAUCUAGUAAAGCCUGCAAGGUUUGUUGGGCCUUGUGUCGAUAAGUUAAUCAUUCAGAUUAAUGGAACGAUCGUAGCUCCUGAUGAACCCAGUGAUUGGGAUCAAAAGAGCCCAAAUAACUGGCUUGUGUUCUCCAAACUUAACAAAACAAUCAUCCAAGGUGGUGGGGUUAUAGAUGGUUCAGGGAGUAAAUGGUGGGCUGCUUCUUGCAAAAAGAACAAAGAAAAUCCAUGCAUAGCCGCACCAACGGCGAUUACGAUUGAUUCUAGUUCGGUGGUAGUGGUGGAGGAUCUUACAAUAAAAAACAGCCAACAGAUACAUUUUCAAAUAUACCGCUCUAAAACAAUUCGCGUUUUCAGGGUCCAAAUCUCAGCUCCAGGUGACAGUCCAAACACCGAUGGAAUCCAUAUUGCUGAAUCAACUGACAUUGUGGUCCAAAAUACCAAAAUUGGAACAGGCGACGAUUGCAUCUCAAUUGUGAAUGGUAGCUCCAUCAUUAAGAUGAAACACAUCUACUGCGGACCCGGCCAUGGAAUUAGCAUAGGGAGCUUGGGAAAAGACAACAGCAAGGAAAUGGUCACUGCCGUGGUUUUGGAUACAGCAGUUCUUAAAAAUACUACCAAUGGGCUUAGGAUUAAGACUUGGCAGGGAGGUUCCGGCUAUGUUCGAUCAGUGCGCUUUGAGAAUGUUCGGAUGAAUGAAGUAGAAAACCCUAUCAUCAUCGACCAGUUCUAUUGUGACUCGCCAGAUAGUUGCCAGAAUCAGACUGCGGCUGUAAAAAUAAGCCAAGUUAUAUACCGUAACAUCACUGGAACAACAACGAGUGAGAAGGCCAUCCAACUUGCUUGCAGUGACACAGUUCCCUGCAGCAACAUUAUCCUAAGCAAUGUCAACCUUCAGAGCAAGGAAGGAACGGCAGAGACCUACUGCAACUCUGCCACAGGUUCUAAUGAAGGUAUAGUUAACCCUUCUGCCGAUUGCCUAGAUUCUUCAAAUAAGGAUUCGUACUCUGACAUGACUACCGACUCUAACGUUGAAGAUCUUCAUGCGGAGCUGUGACUCAAAACUCAGGCAGAUACAAGUUACUGUUGUUUAGUAGAGAUGGUUAGUCGAAAGUCUAAUUAGAUGAUAUAUGCUGAACCUGACUUGUAGAAAGAAGAGUACACAUUACUAGUACUUAAACAACCAGAAACGUUUAAAUUGGAUGAGGUUAUCUUAUAAUGUACCACACAAAUAUCCUUAAUUGCUUGCAGAAUCUAUGUCAGUUGCGUU
Messenger RNA from Papaver somniferum (opium poppy), 1616 nucleotides. Its product is annotated as polygalacturonase ADPG1-like. The transcript has 9 exons. The record is from RefSeq and is a predicted model, not a curated record. The coding region runs from base 27 to 1403 and encodes 458 amino acids. Gene Ontology annotation, molecular function: polygalacturonase activity. Gene Ontology annotation, biological process: carbohydrate metabolic process. NCBI's taxonomy places the organism in Eukaryota, Viridiplantae, Streptophyta, Magnoliopsida, Ranunculales, Papaveraceae.